GUGCUCUUGUUUUGCAUAACUGCAUCGCUCUACAUGUUCUUCUUCAGGAGCAAAGAUGGUCUCAAAGGCUUUGCAUUCUCUGCAUUAAAGUUCAUCAUUGGGAAAGAAGAGAUUCCAACUCACUCUGUCACGGCUGAACACAGCUGCACAAGGCCCAUUGAGAGGACAGAAGCGGAGGAUUCCCCAGCAUCAGCAGACAGGCCCAGCUCCAGGAGGAAAACACUGGUAGCCUACACCAGUGCACUGCUAGAAUCAAUAUGCAAAAAAGGUCCAAGACACAGAUGUUGUAAACAUUACCAGGACAGCUGCAUUUCCUACUGUGUUAAAGGUUUUGUCAGGAUGUUCAGUGUGGGCUACCUGAUUCAGUGUUGUCUUAAAGUGCCCUCAGCAUUCAGGCAGAUGUUCUCUAAACCCUCACGGCUCCCCUCCCUCUUCUACAACAAAGAGAACUUCCAGCUAGGGGCCUUUCUAGGAUCUUUCGUCAGUAUUUACAAGGUACGUGUCACAUUUUGUUCUAAUUUUAUUUUUGUAUGACAUCUUAGCUGUUUA
Molecule: messenger RNA, 549 nt
Organism: Micropterus dolomieu (smallmouth bass)
Lineage: Eukaryota; Metazoa; Chordata; Actinopteri; Centrarchiformes; Centrarchidae
Product: transmembrane protein 135-like
Source: RefSeq, a predicted model, not a curated record